AGGGUAAUGUCAUCAUCCAUCCUCGACACUGCAAGGUGAACGGAGAAGCUUCAAGAGCCGCUGAAUGUUCUCUUCACACUUGCUCCAGACUUCGAUUGUGCUUGCUAGUGCGUAUCAGUUGUGGGUUCUUUUGUAAUCCAAUUCAGGAUUAACAUCAAUUUGCUGUAAGAGAGCACGAAGAAGCUUAGGGUUGUUAUUUCAGUUUCAUGAAGUUGCUUCACCUUCCAGUAGGUGCGGUGUUCCUUGAGGAAAUAAUUUGGCGAUGAGGAGGGUUAACGCUCUUUCUCGGGCACUUUCGUUCGCUCGAAUCCACACUCCUCCAGCUGCAAGCUCGCAUUGCACGUCGUCUCCCGCAGUAGAAUGCUUGAGUGCAUCUUCAUUGGGGAGAAUACCAUCGGAUGGCAGUACCAACGUGCCUGCUUUGAGGGAGUGGAUGCAAUGCAUGUUCAGGGCUCUCUUCACCCAGGGUUUUCAAGUCACGCCGAAAGAUAUCCGAUCAAAUCUUGCUAUGGGGGUAGGCCUACUUCUGGGUGUAACUGUGGCAACUCAACAAGCUUUGGCUGAAAAAGCUUCUACUGAUAGAAAUGUAACUGGAGCAGCAGAAGGAGAUCAUUUGCCUUCAGAGGUUGCGCUGGACACUGAGAAGGUGGUGCAGCAAGUGCGCUCUGGAAUGGAUGAACGCCUUGCAGCUCUCAAGCUCCUCAAUUAUGUCCUCCCUCCUCUGACCAUAGCUGCCAAAGGUCAGCAGGUCUCAGUCCGAUUUCCUGUCUCUCCCUCGUGUGAUAUUUCACAUUUACUUGUGGAUGUGGUGGCUCGGCUUGGCGGACCAAUAAAUGAUGGCGGCAUUGGUGGCAACGAAGUGGUUGUGAGAGCCUGGGACAGUGCUGUUGCCCGGCAGCUCUUAAUAUCAGCCAGAGACUCUCAAGUUCAAGACAUCAACGGGCUUCCAAAGGACUCCAGUGCAGAUCAUCCUGUGGAUAGAACAUCCAAGGGAUCUGAUCCAGAGACCAGCCGGCUUUGUGUCUUGGUGUUCGAGCCCCUGAUAGGUGAUUAUAAAUCCUCCGAAAUAGAAUUUCUGAAGAAAGGGUACCUUUCCAGAGAGGAGCUUGACGCCAUUGUUAGCUCAUUGAGCAUUGCCAGUGGCUUUGAUCCUAACGACAGUCGAAAAGCACCCAAGCGGACAAAGGAGGGGAACACAGUAGAAGGCAUACCUGAGGGCCCAGGAGAACUUGACAGCGGAAAUCUGGAUGAGUGGCCGCCUGGCAGCCGGUGGAAGUACCGAGGAGGCGUGCCUCCUGGAGAAUCUCCACCGAAGGAGCGUUCAGGCUCCAACAGGGUGCCUGCGAGAGGGAAAUCGAAGACACUGGAAGGUUUAGAAGCUAUGGGGGUGAAGAUAUAUGGAAGUGAGAAUAUAGAAGGUGCUUUGGAGGGUGAACAUAUUUCCUGGGACAACAUUGCUGGUUACUACGAGCAGAAAAGGGAGAUCGAAGAUAUGGUACUGUUGGCCUUGAAGCGACCGGAGGUUUAUGACAAUAUAGCUCGUGGAACGCGGCGGAAAUUUGAGACAAAUCGACCUAGAGCUAUUCUUUUCGAAGGUCCUCCAGGUACGGGAAAGACUUCUUGUGCCAGAGUGAUUGCAAGCCAAUCAGGCGUCCCUUUGCUCUAUGUUCCUUUGGAAGUUGUGAUGUCCAAGUAUUAUGGUGAAAGUGAGCGGCUUCUCGCUUCCGUUUUCAGUGCUGGGAAUGAGCUGCCGGAAGGUGCAAUAGUCUUUUUGGACGAGAUUGACUCUUUGGCCACCACUCGUGAUAGUGAAAUGCAUGAAGCUACCCGCAGGAUGCUCUCCGUUCUGUUGAGACAAAUGGAUGGUUUUGAGCAAGACAAGAGGGUUAUUGUAAUAGCUGCCACCAAUCGGAAACAAGACUUGGACCCUGCACUACUUAGCCGUUUUGAUACAUCUGUGGCAUUCAAUUUACCUGAUGAAAAUACCCGAGAAGAGAUAGCAUCCCAAUAUGCCCGUCACCUAUCUUCCCCGGAUCUCAAGAAUCUGGCUUCUGUGUGUGAUGGCAUGUCUGGCCGUGACAUUCAUGAUGUGUGCCAGCAUGCGGAGCGGCGAUGGGCAUCGAAGCUCAUCAGGGGUCAGGCAGGUAACGGACCUGCACAAGGCCUCCCUCCCAUUCAAGAAUAUAUUGAAUGUGCGGAACAGCGGCGGCAGACCAUUGUCAGAUAUGCUCACAGUAAUAGCGAUUUCUUCCGAUUGGGCCAACUCGCACAAUCUCCCUCGCCAAAAUCCUCUCGUCACCGAACUCUAGGCUAGUUCUGUGGAAUCCAGCAACAAUUUUUUGAUCUGUACUACUUAGGGAAAAGGAUGCACUUUGCAGGUUAUAGCAAAGCUUAUUUGCUACAGAAUUUUUUGACUGGUGUUGUAUUUACAUGGAGCCUUCUUUUAGAUGUAACCAGCAAACUAAAUGCAUUUGUAUGUGUUCACCAGUGCAGUUUUAGUUGUUGACCUACAAAUUACCUUGUGGUGAUUACAUGGUCUUUGUUGUCCCAUGAUCUCA
Physcomitrium patens is the source of this 2558-nucleotide messenger RNA. RefSeq lists its product as uncharacterized. NCBI's taxonomy places the organism in Eukaryota, Viridiplantae, Streptophyta, Bryopsida, Funariales, Funariaceae. The record is from RefSeq and is a predicted model, not a curated record. Gene Ontology annotation, molecular function: ATP binding; ATP hydrolysis activity.